Cyprinodon variegatus (sheepshead minnow) is the source of this 408-nucleotide messenger RNA. RefSeq names its product pancreatic alpha-amylase-like. Gene Ontology annotation, molecular function: cation binding; alpha-amylase activity. The record is from RefSeq and is a predicted model, not a curated record. Gene Ontology annotation, biological process: carbohydrate metabolic process. The transcript is spliced from 3 exons. NCBI's taxonomy places the organism in Eukaryota, Metazoa, Chordata, Actinopteri, Cyprinodontiformes, Cyprinodontidae. The annotation marks the transcript as partial.
AUGCAUGCUGCAGAGAUUAGCAGCUCCGCCAUGCCCUGCUCCCCUGUCUCCAAACAAGUCUCAAUUUCUCCUCCCAAUGAGCACAUUCUUGUGAACGAUCCCUGGAGGCCCUGGUGGCAGAGAUACCAGCCAAUUAGCUACAACCUCGGCUCAAGAUCUGGCACUGAGGCUCAACUGAAGGACAUGAUCACCAGAUGCAACAAUGUUGGGGUCAACAUUUAUGUGGAUGCUGUCAUCAACCACAUGUGUGGAGCUGGCGGUGGAGAGGGUACCCAUUCCUCCGGUGGCAGCUGGUUCAGUGCCAGCAAAAAGGACUUCCCCAGUGUUCCCUACUCCUCUUUGGACUUCAAUGACAAUAAAUGCAAGACUGGUAGUGGUGAAAUUGAAAACUAUAAUGAUCCUAAUCAG